Messenger RNA from Belonocnema kinseyi, 2412 nucleotides. RefSeq lists its product as uncharacterized. The transcript is spliced from 6 exons. NCBI's taxonomy places the organism in Eukaryota, Metazoa, Arthropoda, Insecta, Hymenoptera, Cynipidae. The coding region runs from base 1141 to 2190 and encodes 349 amino acids. The record is from RefSeq and is a predicted model, not a curated record.
GCUUUCAGUUCAGUCGACUGCCAGACACGACGCGAGGCGAGUAUGAUGCUCGUCGUCGAGUCUCGUCGGUCGUGAUCGGCUCUUUCCGUCUUACACCCUCGCUUUUAUCAACGUGGUGCGAUCGUUAGCCCGUUGCUUUGCUUGCAUCGGCAUUCACCAUCCCGGCGCGUGUCCUUGGCCAAGCACGUGUUUCACCACUGCCAUCAUCUUGGAGAACGUACACCUUCUUUCAGCCUGGACUCAAUUUAGAAGCAAAGUUCAACGACACGCGUCUCUUGUAUACACUCCGUAAAAAAAUUGAGUAGUCGCUACACCUGUCUUUCGUGAAUAAGAAUCGCGAAUAUAGACCUCCUAGUUUCGGUGAGCUUCAAACACUUGUCUCCAUAUCCGGUUGAUCAUAAUCAGAGUUUCGGAGAAAAGGGAGAAGCUACCAGAGAACCAAAAGUUUACUGGAGAACCAGCGAACCGGAAACUUCUCUUGUAGUUAUCAAAAGCCCCUUUAUGAAAGAGGUUGGCGACCCUAGCUAUAGCCGAUUAAGGCAAUUUCCGAUACCAGAAUUUCAAACACCAGACCUGUUUAACAGGUAAAGCUCUUUGGUGAAUUAUUCACUGCGGAACUAAUGCUUCGAUGCGAGAGUUGCGGCUGCCAAGAGGAGUUGGCUCAUUGUGUUGAGGACAAGUAGCGAACCUUCACACUUGUCAAGUGUCACCUUAAGAUAAGCUUCGAGGAAGUCUGUGGGGAGCAAAGUUUCAAAGUUCUGGUCAUUUAAUUUCAGAAGUAAAGAUAAAGGAAUAUAUCAAAACUUAUCUUGACCAAUUUUUCUGACAAACUAAAAUAGGACUAAGAACAUAAUAAAAACGACUAAAAAUUCGUGCUGUAAAGUGAAGUAGUGUUUGGGUUCUAGCAGAAAAUCCAGAAACGUUAAAAGACAGUGAAAAUUGGUGCAUCUUUGGAGAGAAAUAAAAGAGGGGAAAAUUCCUCUUAUAAUGCGAACAGCGAGGGAAGCGAUGAUGAAGCAUACAAUCAGCUGACUAGAAGAGUUCCUUGGUACGAAGAACUCAAGUGCCAACGACCGGAACAGACAGAGGAAGGACAGUCAAGAAAGUCGCCAACGGAAUCGUAAUCGGAUCUACUCGAUAAUGACUUUCAGCACCUCUUUCCAUGGUGACAAAGCUCGCUUCCCUAACGAGAACACCACUCGGCCCAGUACCGCGUCAGCGGAGGAAGGAAUGCUGACCGGUGGACUCGGCUCAAAAUUAAAAUGUCCAACUCCCAUAUCGAGACUGAGGGUGGAGAAGAUCGAGGGAGGACUUAUGGUGGCGGGUGUAGUUAUCGCCGCCAAUUGCCAAAUCGCCUUGCCUGCAUUUGGAUUCCUCUUUAUGCUCGUCGGAGCUGUGCUUACCGCGGCGUCGUAUCGAGGCCCCGGUCAGCACGAGGAUAAAGACUCUUAUGCAGCGCGAAUCGCCUUCACGGGAAAUUCGCGAAUCUUAGGACCAAUCUGCAUCGUUGUCGGUGCUUUAAUGCUCGCCCUAGGAGUUCUUCUUUGCAUACUUACCAGGCGAGCAAGAAGAAGAGAGCGACGUGUGGGUUUUCACUGUCCUCUGCAUGGUGACUUUUAUCCACUGAGUCCUAUUCAGGGUAUCAAAAUCUUAAAUGGGCCUAGUAAGAAUGAGAGCAGUUGGUCAAGUAUUCCGUGUUUCAAAAAACGGACGACUAACACUGGAAACGGAAAUGCAACCUUGAUUUCCCAUAUGGGACCACCACAGUGUCCUCAUUCCGUUAUGAGUAGCACGCGAAGUUCUGUCAGCAGCUCGCCUGUAAGUCCCUGCCCAACGCCUAUGCCCUUUUUGGUAACAUCGGCCUCUGUUAGUAGCGGAAUGGUGCAAAGUGUUGGUGCCAAUCUGUCGCCGGAUCAAACCUUUGGAUCGAUCCGUUCUCUAUCGGUGACAAGAGAAGUCGCCAGUUUUCCUCUCUCCCGAACGCCUACACCUCCACCUCAACAUAAGCCAGUCGUUGCGCCAAAUAACGAUGAUCUAUUGACUCUAUCAAGUCCACUGAGAGAAGCAUCUCCCAGACCGGAAGUUCGCGUGGUUGCGCCGUCUCAUCGACCUCCUUCCGGGUUGGUGAAGAGCAACUCGACCAAUCGUAAGUCCGUUAGUAUCAUCCUUCCGGAGGAAACGGUCGGAUGACCUCAGCAUCACGGCUUCGUACAUCGUUGCGACAAAAUCCGCCCUUAAUUUUAAGAGCCUCGUAUCUCUGACGAACAGCCUCUUUUUUAUCGGGUAAUUCCUCUUUCGCGGCCCCUCUCAAUCUUGUCGAAAAGAGACACAAAAAGUACAACCAAAGAAAACGUCGAAAUUCCUCUCAAAAUAACAGCAAUGCUAAUAGGAAUUGACAAAAAAAACCCUCGA